Molecule: messenger RNA, 1572 nt
Organism: Thalassophryne amazonica
Lineage: Eukaryota; Metazoa; Chordata; Actinopteri; Batrachoidiformes; Batrachoididae
Gene: lrrc71
Product: leucine rich repeat containing 71
Exons: 15
Coding region: 79-1026 (315 amino acids)
Molecular function (GO): protein binding
Source: RefSeq, a predicted model, not a curated record
UGCUUAAUUUUAACACCAGAAUGUGUUUCCAUGUAGUGGUCGGGCAUUAUCUGACUGCAUUCAUGUUUAGGGGACAGGAUGAAUAAGAAGAAACGAGUAAAAGAGAAGAAUUCUGUUCCGGUGGAGGAGGACGUCUUAAAAAUUUACACAGAUGACUCGUCUACUGCCCAGACCUUUGUGGAAUAUCAGUGCUUGGGCAACGUGGAGAUUGACUUUCCUCGGCUCUGUGCUCUCAUGAACAUAACAGAUAUCCCAGCAGUCCUCACCAAGCCGGCGACUUCCUCUACCCUUGAACCCGAUGGAAGCAACCCAGAUGAGGAACAGUUACAGAAAAAUACUACAGGAUUUUGUUCAAAGCCAACUCUCCAAGUGGAGCUCGAGACUGAAGACUCACUUAGUGCCAAAAGCAUUAAGAUUUUAGGCUGGCCGGUUGAUGAGCAGAUUGUAAAAGUGUUAAACAAAAUGUUUCCCUCCAUGAGCAAGUUGCAAAAACUUAAUUUUUGGCAGGCCAGACUGACGGAUAAAAUGAUAAUGUCCUUGAAGGACUCAAUAUCACUGUCCUCCAACCUGAGGAGAGUGACUUUGGAGGGCAACCCUGUUCCAGAGCACAGCUACCACCUCCUUGUGUCUGACGACAGCCCCCUCACUCACUUGUCCCUUCGGAAUAACCGGAUCGGAGAUGAGGGAGCACGUUUGAUCGGGUCCGCUCUCUCAACACCCAGAUCUGCAAACGAGAACUUGCUCUCGCUUAACCUGGCGUUCAAUUCUAUAGGUGAUGAAGGUGCUGCACACAUUGCAAAGGGCCUGCGGCUGAAUCGUGCUUUGCUUUCUCUGUCACUGUCCAACAAUCAGAUCGGAGACUCCGGGGCUGCUCAUCUGGCUGAAGUGCUCGGCCCUUUUGCUUUAACUCAUGAAGAAGUCGUGGUGAGGAGGAAGCUGCUUUUGGAAAAGCGCAGUCUCUACGUAUCGAGGCAGAUGGUGACCCACUGUCCUCGACACAGAGCAGCACUUCACAGAGCGCCAUGAAAGGCACUUCCAAAAAACAGGAUAGACCUAAACAGUUGCUCCACCAAAUGAGCAGCCAGCAGAGAUUGUGAAAAUGAGGAACCCAUGCUGGACGAGGCGGUGCAGUACCGAGAAUUACCAGUUUGUUCUGCCUGGAAAUGCAAGCACUCCCUCUCACUCAGACUUUUGGGAAACAGAAUAACGGCGCGCUCACUGCCUCUGUUCCUAAAGUCGCUGCAGACACAACCUGAGGAACGAGGUCUACAGCGUCUCUCGCUGCAGAGAAACCACUUCCCUCCAGACUGCGAGACUUACCUGAAGAUAAAAGAGCUGAUGACCCUCCGAGAUCCACUCAACAAAACCAGUUCUGGACAGUUAAAAUAGUAGCAACAGAAUUGUUUAGAGAACUGAUGUUCACUUUUAGAGACCAUAUGUAACUUUUGUUUUCUUAUUCUCUUCAUCCCAGAUGGGACAAAACAACAUCAGCAAAGUGCCUUCAUGUUUGUCUUGUUCUUGGUUAUAUGCUGGGCUAUUGUAUGCAACUUUUAUUGUAAUAAAAAUGUGAUU